Messenger RNA from Medicago truncatula (barrel medic), 917 nucleotides. Its product is annotated as oxygen-evolving enhancer protein 3-2, chloroplastic. Gene Ontology annotation, cellular component: photosystem II; extrinsic component of membrane; photosystem II oxygen evolving complex. Gene Ontology annotation, biological process: photosynthesis; photosynthetic electron transport chain. Gene Ontology annotation, molecular function: calcium ion binding. The transcript has 3 exons. The record is from RefSeq and is a predicted model, not a curated record. Bases 79 to 777 code for a protein of 232 amino acids. Lineage: Eukaryota; Viridiplantae; Streptophyta; Magnoliopsida; Fabales; Fabaceae.
UCUUAAACCUUUUCAUCCAUUACUUGUUUAUUGUCAUAAACACAUUCUUCUAUAGUUCUCUACAAAGAAAGUCAAAAAAUGGCUCAAGCUAUGGCAUCAAUGGCUGGUUGCUUACGUGGUUCAUCAUCUCAAGCUGUGAUGGAAGGAAGUCUUCAACUGAGUGGCUCAAACAGGUUGAACAUGUUGCAUGGUAGCAACAGUAACAAGGUUACACGUUCAUCAGUGACAGUUGUUAGAGCACAACAGCAACAGGAAAGUAGCAGAAGAGCAGUGAUUGGUCUUGUUGCAACUGGUUUGGUUUCUUCCUCUUUUGUUCAAGCUGUUCUUGCUGAGGCCAUUCCCAUUAAAGUUGGUGGCCCUCCUGCACCUUCUGGUGGCCUUCCUGGAACACUGAACUCAGAUGAAGCAAGAGACCUUAAGCUACCAUUGAAAGAAAGGUUCUACCUUCAACCAUUGACACCAACUGAGGCAGCUGCAAGAGCUAAGGAGUCAGCAAAAGAAAUUGUUGCGGCUAAGAAGUUCAUAGACCAGAAAGCUUGGCCAUAUCUUCAGAAUGAUCUACGUCUCAGAGCUGGUUAUCUUCGGUAUGACCUUAACACCAUCAUCUCUGCAAAGCCAAAGGACCAGAAAAAAUCCCUCAAGGAACUCACCGGAAAGCUCUUCCAGGACAUCGACAAUCUGGAUUAUGCAGCAAAAGUUAAGAGCCCCUCAGAUGCAGAGAAGUACUAUGCUAUAGCUGUAUCUACUCUGAAUGAUGUUCUUAGCAAAAUUGGUUAAUAUGAAUGAUUUCUUGCUUUCUUGUGUAAGCUUUGUCUGUGAUUUUCUAAGACACUUUAUGUUUAACUUCUAUUUGAAGAAAAUCAAAUGAGAAAAAAAUUUGCUAUGAGCAAGCAGGAAAUUAUCAUCACUUUAUGCAA